AUGUCUAAAGAUAGAGAUUCUAAUACACCCAAGCUUAUAAGAGACCUCGAGAACUACGACGGGUUUAGGUUUAAUAACAAUAUGUCCUCCGCUUCGACUGCUGGUCGACGUCAAGCUCGUGGUGGAGCUCGUUCGGGUACACACGAGAGAGGUGAAGAAGCAGCCUUAUGGACUGAAAUCACCCAAGCUCUAGCGAAGAUCAGAGCCGAAGAGAAAAAAUUCGAAGCAGACAUUCCGGAUGCCAUCAUUACUAAAGAAACCGCUAUAGCCGAUCAAUUGAAUAAUGGAAUUAGCCCUGGUAUCGCCGCAAUGGAUGAGCUCAGUAAAUUCAUCCGAGAUGGCGUCAAAUUCUCCGAGUCUACAUCAGCAGCUAUACGACAGACGGUAGAAAAGAUUUCCAUACUUUUAGCUUUGAUUAAAGGCAAUGAAGCAGAGCGAGGCUCCAAUUCCCGCGAAUCUCAUGGAAGAUCCAGUGUUACCGAUGAUGUAGGAUCUAUGGACUCCCCUGUACCUUCGCCAGCGGAAAACAAACAUGUUCGGAAGAUGGGAAAUGGCAGAACCAGCAGUCUACCGCCCAAAGGGAAAGAUACUCCUAGGAAAUACGAGAAUGGAGAGCCUAGUACUGGUACCGGUGCUAGUAAUAGCAGUACAAAGAAGAUCGAAUUCUCCAAGGGACAAGAAGUAGCAUUCAGACCGAAACCUGAGUUCCCAACUACGGAAACGGAUUGGAUUCAAGGAAAGGUUACCAAGGUUAUUGGAGAAGGCAAAAGUCGCAGAUACAAGGUCGAGGAUGUCGCUCCCGAUGAGGGAAAGCAGCCUAAAGAUUUUCUCACUUCCGCAUCUUCUAUGUGUCCAAUUCCACCUUACGAUGCUACCCUCGGCCCUUACGACGUUGGAAAGCGCGUUCUCGCCCUUUAUCCUGAGACGACGACAUUCUAUCGAGCGGAAGUCAGAGCAAUGCUUGAUGAUGGUAAUAGGGUCAGGUUAAUUUUUGAUGGAGAUGAGGAUUCUACUAAGGAAGUUGAACGACGAUUUGUUCUUGAUCAUUCGGGAUAA
Messenger RNA from Sclerotinia borealis F-4128, 1056 nucleotides. The record is from the annotation of a GenBank genome assembly. Lineage: Eukaryota; Fungi; Ascomycota; Leotiomycetes; Helotiales; Sclerotiniaceae.